Messenger RNA from Quercus robur (English oak), 987 nucleotides. Its product is annotated as transcription factor bHLH131-like. Gene Ontology annotation, biological process: regulation of DNA-templated transcription. The transcript is spliced from 2 exons. Bases 1 to 657 code for a protein of 218 amino acids. Gene Ontology annotation, molecular function: DNA-binding transcription factor activity; protein dimerization activity. The record is from RefSeq and is a predicted model, not a curated record. Lineage: Eukaryota; Viridiplantae; Streptophyta; Magnoliopsida; Fagales; Fagaceae.
AUGCAACAAUUUCAGCGUUACUAUAAGUCGGGAACAUGUACAAUACAAAAUAGGUUCCCUCUAGGAGUUACCUCAACCAAUACCAUCAGCCAUAAAUAUUCAUUCUCUAAACCAAAAUCAAAAGCUGAGGCCAAACAAGUCGCUGCAAAGAAACACAGUGAGGCAGAGAGGAGACGAAGGAUGCGAAUCAAUGGUCAAUACGCCACUCUGCGUGAUAUCCUCCCGAACUUAGUCAAAAUGGACAAGGCGACCGUGCUUGCAGAGACGGUUCGGCAAGUGAGGGAGUUGAGGAAGACUGUUUCGGAUUUGGAAGGAGUUUGUGGUGGUAGCGGUAAGGAUUGUGUGUUCCCUGGAGGGGCUGACAAGUUGAGUUUGGAAAACGGUGAUGGUGAUGAUGACAAGGGGCUGGUCAAGGUCACAUUUAGCUGUGAGGAUAGGCCAGGGUUGAUAUCAGCCGUGGCAAGGACACUGAGGUCUAUGAAAGGGAGGGUGGUGAAGUUUGAGAUGGUAACACUAGGUGGAAGGACUAAAAGUGUGUUGUGGGUUCAAGGGCUGAGUGGUGGCAAUGAAGGGAUUGGAAUGCUAAGAAGAGCUUUGAAGGUAGUCAUUGACAGGCCCAAUUUGCCAGGGAUUAGCAAGAGGUCACGGCUCACUUGAUGAUUAUAAGACUGAAAAAAAUGGGAUGCUGAGGUAAAUUGUGUGGAAUCAGGGAGGGGGGAUUGUAUCAAUUAUAAGACUGAAAAAAAUAAUAAUAGUUAAGAUUGUAGGUAUAGGGGAUUCGGACAUGGUAGCUAGCUAGGAUUUCAUUAGGAGGCAUUAUAAUAUAAUGUAUAUCUGGUUUGACAUGGUUAACUUACUUUACCUACUUACCUUCGGUUAUAGGAAAACACCUUUAGAUUAUACAUGAAGUCCAUAGCUAUAAAGAUUCGUUGUUUAAAAGGCUGUGAUAAUAGAAUACUAAUGAAAAAUAUGCUAGUUUCUUAUUUU